AUGGCCUCACCAAGCCCCGCCCCUCCCAGGGCUGUCGUUCACGCUCUACGUGGUGUCCUCCUAACCACAUCCUGUUCAGUCAUUCUCUUGGCUGAAGAACGACGUCGACGUCUCAAUAUCGCCCGGGCUGCUCUUGACAACGCCAAGAAACUUCACACUGCACGAGUGAAUCGGAAUGCGACCGUGUUGGCCGAAAGUUACAGCAAUAAACGAGAAUUUCCGAUUGAAAUUGCCCACGAUUUCGCCCACGCCCCCACCACCAACCCUCUUCGCCGCCGUCGACAGCGAAUUGAUUCAUUGGAGAAUGAUUUAUCGCGCCCGAAAGAGAUCAUAUCGAUAGAAGAAUUUGAGACGACGUUGUCCGGGGAUUUCGGCUCAGGUAGCUCAUCGCAAACGAGCCAGAGGAGAUGGGAUGAGUGGGAUGCAGCCCGAAAGGAACUGUCACGAAUAUCGGAUACAAACCCAUUUAUACAUAAUGGCUAUUCGACCCGACUUCCCCCCGAUGCUAAACUGUCAGCUCUACAACCACGGACUCACAAGUCAAGGACCCGAACAUCAGCUACGAGGCAUACAAAAGCCAAAGCGACAGAAUCACAACAUGCAAAUGAGGCUUUGAAUCGACAAUCGAAAUCUAUACUGCAACUGGAUUUAAUCACCACAGAGUUGGAAACCUCAGGCUUAUCAAAUAGUCUUCGUGCUGAGAAAGAGAAAAACGCUGUUGAGUUACUUGAAGAACUGACCUCAAGAGAGGCCGAGGAGCCCCAGGAGAUUCUAUCAAGAGGCAUUAGGCUACUUCAGUCUAUUGCGAGUUCUUGCGAGUACGGCAACAUUCCUAAAGUUCUGAAGGCACUCCGUCCCAUUUGCAACGAUGCCAGCCUUCUUGCUGUACCCUUCUUUGACAGUUUGAAACAAAACCACGACGCAGAAGGUGUUCGACACUUUCUAAGAGGCUUGUCGAGCUUCCAACCUCCUUCAACAGGGACGAAAAACGGCAAUGAAUGGAUCAUGCGACUAUUGAUGCACAACUGGAGGAAGACAAAGGACUUUGCCGAUAUUCAAAACAUUUAUGGCUUACUUCAAGAAGGCGGACUUUUCGAGGACGACGUUUUCCCGGUAUCUACACAGUAUGCUGUCAGGCGCCGAGUCAUCCUCAUUGCCCUUGACGCUGGUGAUGAUGCCACUGCGAGUGCUGAGAUGGCGUUUCUCUCUAAUAUGAGAUUUGAGACGUCUGGUAUCGAUGUCAAGCUUCGCGGGCGAUUUAUCGUUCGGGACGCGGAGUUGGGACACUGGGACAAGGCGGUAUCUGAGCUUCAGACGUUUGGGCCCAAGGUAAAGGAAUCGGCUCAGUUUCAGAAAGUGCUCUCGUGGCUCACAAAGGUCUAUUGCAAAUAUCACACGUCCUCACAGGUGGAUCUGUUCGUGAAAGAACUCGUCGACAAUCAUGACAUGAUGUUGAACAAACCUCUCGCUUUCUUCGUCAUGGAGAAGCAUGGCCGGACGCGUAACCUCCAAGCACUGACUACCUGGGUGCAAUUCUGCCAAGAUGGUGGACUGGAGAUGGACCAAGUCUUCUUUAACGAGAUUGCCGACAAAUGCUGCAAGCAUUGGAGUUUGUCGCGGGUCGAUGUUGUCCGCAUGCUGAAGGACGUACGAAUCUCUAAAUCUUGGAUUCAAGAUCCUCUCCUAACACGGUAUGUGAGCGACGGUGCCUUGCAUGACCUUCACAAACCCCUACCAGGAGAGAGAGCGGAUGCGUUUGGACUGGCCCAGACCCUCCCCGAAAGACGGGGAGACUCGAUUACAAUCUAUGAGCGAGCCGUAUUCAAACACAUGAAUACUCUAGCACUCCGAGAAGACUGGAGCGGCGCCUACAGUGCUUACCUGGAGGCGGUCAAGGAGGGUCUUGGCGAUUCGUCGCGAUGUCUUCGACUUGCCGUCGUGGCCAACAUUCAUCUGGAAGGGCCACAUUCGUACACAGGAUCAAGACUUAUCAACGAAGCUCACAAUAAAAAACACGAUAUCAGUGGUGCGUUGGUGCCGAUGUUAAUUGCACGACUCGAGGCCGGCGACAACGCAGGCAAAUUGCUUCAAGAGAACCUUACGAAAGGCCAAAAAAUCCAUGAUAGUGUUUACAAUAAGGCUGCCCGAGUUCUCACACAAAAGGGAAACCCCGAGGCCGCGAUUAUGGUGUGUGAGCUUGCGGCACGAGAGAACGGUAUGGGCGAGCUGGCAUACAGUAAAUACAACUUUGCCAGUCUCAUCCACACGUAUACUGGCCAAGGACGCUAUACAGACCUGUUGCCACUAAUCAACAGUUUCGUUUCGAAAUCUGAGUGGUGGCAAGGUAGCAAGGAGUGCAAGGAGUCGGUCAAAUUUGCAAUGAAGCAUGUGGCUUCGCGGGCUGCAAAGGAUCGAGAGCAUGAGGGCUCGUACAAGCAGGUAAUCUUGCGCCUCGAGGGCGCUCUUGAACACAUCAAGUACCUACGGGCGACGAAUCGGCAAGAUCGGGAGAUUUUGACCAAAGAGGUCAUUGGCGCCUUCAAAGCGGUAGAUGAGCCGGCAGCUUUCGAAGGGGGGUUCUUUCCAGAUGCACAACCUGGACGACCGCCAUCGAAAGAUAAGAGGAAUAUGGACUGGGAGUCGUCCACGAGGCGAGACUCAGCAACCCAGACCAUAAGCGAGACAAGGCAUCGCAUUGUCGAAGAUGGCUUGUCUUCUCAAAACCAGAAAGCAGACGAUAUCCAAACAUGA
Fusarium pseudograminearum CS3096 is the source of this 2751-nucleotide messenger RNA. RefSeq lists its product as uncharacterized. Bases 1 to 2751 code for a protein of 916 amino acids. Lineage: Eukaryota; Fungi; Ascomycota; Sordariomycetes; Hypocreales; Nectriaceae. The transcript has a single exon. The record is from RefSeq and is a predicted model, not a curated record.